UAUUUUCUUUUUUUCUUUUCUCUUUUUACCCCUUUGUCGACGUUCCUGAACUUGCUCGCCAGAGGCCGAGGCAGAGACGCUCCUGCAAAAUGGAGCAUUAUGAGAAGGGGAAGGUGAUGGAGGUCGAUGACCCCGAUGGACCCUUCCUUCAUCUGGGGGUCAGAUUUGGUGAGGUCAUCACCAUGAAGGUCAGGAAUGGCAGCAAGAUUAGGAACCUGCUUCAGUUUGCUACAAAGAAAAUGGAGGAGGAUGGGAAUAGGAGCAUAAUCUUCACAGGUACAGGGAUGGCCAUCACAAAGACCGUCACAUGUGUGGAAAUCAUGAAGAGAGAGAUGAAGAACCUCCAUCAAAUUAACAAGGCUUACUUCAGAAGAACAGAGGAAUAUUGGGAACCUAAAGAGGAAGGACUAGACAGAUUGAAGGUGAACAAAGAUGUCCCUGCAUUAGCUGUUCUUCUGUCAAAAGAUCCAAUGGAUGGAAAUGAACUUGGUUACCAAGCACCAGGCUCCUUUGAGACACGAAGAAGAGAUGAGGCAAGGCAAGACAAGAGAAAGAAGAACCAGCAACGACAGCAGGUUGGAAGAGGCGGAGAUGGACAAUCACGGUCGGCUCGUUCUGUCAAUCAAAGACAGGACAGGGAAGGUCAGGGUAGCAUGGCUCAAAGGAAGAGGCAAAAGAAGAGGGGAGAUCAGAAAGAUAAAGGAAGAACUCCCGGUGAAAAGCAAGGCAGUGGUGGAGACAGGACUAAGGAUGGAGGGAAGGAAGAAAAGAAAGAGAACAGGGAGGAUGAAGAAAUGCGAUGAUGGCAUUUUAAAAGCAGUUGUACAUGAUACAAAGCUCCAAUGAUGGAUAGAGGAUGAAAGAAGGAGGGAAGGAUCGGAACAAUAUGGAAAACAAAGAAAUGCAGUGGCGGAACUAGAGAAGUUGAUUUGAGAUACAUCAGUGAUGGAAAUAGGACCAGAGGGAAGGAAGGAAAGGAAUAGUAGAGGGAGAGUGGAGGAUGGACUGAGGAAAUCGAAGCAACUAUGCCCAAGACCAGGUUGAUGAUGGAUUCAUUUUUCUAAGAUGUGCCUGGGUUUUCUUGUUAGAACCUAGCUGCAGUCAGGCUCAGAAAUUGUCAGUAGAAUAAAGCGAAAGAUAAUGAGCCGAAAUAACGUGAAGAACAAGUUGUACAAUGUUUAUAAGAAGUAUGACAAUGUAAACUUUGAUUACAUUUGAUCUUCCAUUCAAAUUUAUUGUUUACAUAAAAUUACACAAAACUGAAUUAUGUUUGAAUUCAGGGGAAAGAACAUCGAAUGACUAUUGUGAGAAAAUAAUAUAUGAUGCACAAACAUCUUUUUUGUAAAGAAGAAAAAAAUGUUUCUUGAUGCAUCAAGCUGGCAGAACUUGUCAAUGUUUGUUUGUGACUGACAUUCCAUUGAAUGUGCUGAAUUUUUAAAUGAAAUGUAUGUGAUCAGCAUUUUCUGACACACUUGUGGGCAACUUCUAAGCCAUUUUGUCCCAUAUGUUACUAACCACAUCUUAGAUUUUAGUAUAUACAUGUAUGAUGAUUGUAUUAAAUUGAUAGCUUUUAACCACUUGGCUGCUAUUGGCUUAAUAAGCGUUCCCACCCCCUGUGCUACUGUACGUGCUACUCGCUAUGACAUCCAUUAAUGGGACUGAAACAUCCCUGCCGGAUAUUUUUUUUAAAAGAGCGCCAGCUACUGUCCAAGACCUGUAUAACGUCAUUGCAGUGCUAAUUACACAGUAGGGCUAGGCCUUAUGCAGUGCUACGGUCUUAUGAAGUGCUACGGUCUUGAAAGUACAAUGCACUAAGCAUGUACAUGGUGUGCACAGGCAUGCGAGGGCGAGAACACGUACAUGUACUUGGUUCGCAGUCGAGUGGUUAAUACUUGGACCCGACCUAAUGCAUGUGGGAAAUACGAUGAUGCAUUCAAUGUCAAUUUAUGUUCACAACAGGAAAAUACUUUGAAAUGUAAGGAGCAUCAAAGUGAUAAAAUAAAAACAUGUACUCAACUACAUUAUAUCUAAAGAUUAUUGGCAUUUGAAAAUUUGCAAAUAAAAUGCAGCAUUCAUGUAGUUCAUUCAGA
Molecule: messenger RNA, 2090 nt
Organism: Strongylocentrotus purpuratus (purple sea urchin)
Lineage: Eukaryota; Metazoa; Echinodermata; Echinoidea; Camarodonta; Strongylocentrotidae
Product: ribonuclease P protein subunit p25-like protein
Exons: 6
Coding region: 90-803 (237 amino acids)
Biological process (GO): tRNA 5'-leader removal
Cellular component (GO): ribonuclease MRP complex
Molecular function (GO): RNA binding
Source: RefSeq, a predicted model, not a curated record